UUGAUAUUCAGAAAUCCAUCUCACAUGACGAAGAGGAAUCCAUAGUCGACGACACUGAUGCUGAUCAAUCAUAUCAUCAAGAAGCAAACGAGAGUAUGUCAUCUUCUAACGAGGAACAAACUGCCAUUGAAGAGCAAACAAGAGGGAAGCGUUGGAGAACAUCUCGUCCUAUGAUGUGGAAAGUUAAUAAGGCCAAAGAAAUGCGUGCCCAGUGCAUGCCUUAUGUAACAAAGAGAGGGGGAAUGGAUGGCAAGGCCCCAAAGCCUAUUGAUUGCAGCUCCUGCCGGUUUAAGUGUCAAAAGAAUUUCAGUGAAGACGACAGGAAAUAUAUCUGCAAGUCCUACUGGUCACUAAGAGAUUAUGGUAGGCAAAAAGAUUUCAUAUUGAAACAUAUUGUGAGCACAUUGCCUAAACGCCGUGAAGUGGAUGAGUCCAGUCCAAGUGCACUGGAGAAGAAUAGUGACAGAUUGCCUGAGCCAGGAGUUUCUGACAACAGUGACGUGGAAGGUGAAGAGGAUUAG
Messenger RNA from Nilaparvata lugens (brown planthopper), 521 nucleotides. RefSeq lists its product as uncharacterized. The transcript has 3 exons. The coding region runs from base 96 to 521 and encodes 141 amino acids. The record is from RefSeq and is a predicted model, not a curated record. NCBI's taxonomy places the organism in Eukaryota, Metazoa, Arthropoda, Insecta, Hemiptera, Delphacidae.